UGCCUGCAGCAGACGGAACUUUGGCAAUGGAAGACUCCAAGUCCAAAGGCAAAGAGGAAGAAAAGGAAUUUAUUUGUUCAAACUGCAACUUCAAGAUGAAGUAUAGCUACUACGGCGCCAAGCCCCCGUUUCUCAAAUCGCUGAUCUUGUUGGAGGAGGCAUAUGUGAUGAAGGAUCCGUUCAGUACCGAGGGAAGCCUCAUCACCCUGGGAGCUCACUGUUCACUGUGUAACAAGCCAGUCUGCAUCGCUGCUGAUUGCAGUUUAUUCUUCACCAAGAGGUUCUGUUUGGGGUGUGUGGCGGAUCAUCUCGAUGAGUUUCCCAAGGAAAUAAAACUGGAAAUAUGUCGACGUGACAAGGAGAAAAAACAACCAUGACGUGGUUGAGAGGAUUUGAAAGCUGUCUGGAAAAUGGAGGCUCAGGGUGCCGUGCUGGACAAAGACGACCAUCACAGGUGGGGAUCUAUCUUUACGACGCAAACAUUGACAGGGACCGACACUGGUGGGCAUCACACCAGGAGUCCAAAUCCCGCAGGGAGGGGGUCAAUGGUCUCGAUUUAACUGUUUAUAACGCUUCAGUGUGUGCCUGAUGGGUCACAUGUGACAUUGUCUGCCGCAUAUCUACAGCAACAACUUAUGUACUUCAGCCAAUUGGCUAAUGUGGCAACAUGACUGCAGGAUUGUCCUCCAAACUCCUCAAUCAAACAACUGUGUUAAGUGCCUGUUUUAAAUGCUGUUAAGUAACAUAUAGGCUUAUCAUUGCAAGACAAUCAAACGUAACCUUACGUUUGAUCACCAAAGUCCCCUGACCUGUGGGUUAAUGCUAAAGACUGUGAAUCACCUCUCUAUUGGGGUGGUAGCGCGACAAAAUACUUGUUUCAUGAUCCAUUACACACAAACUUCGGGACAGAACUGAGAAGAAAAGAAGACGUUAGAUUGUAUUUUGAUAGUUUGUCUGCUCACUCUAUAUCCCUGAGGUAUCAGUGUCGACUAAUUGGGAAAGAAUUUCUCGAAUUCGUACUUAAUUAUAUGUGCCUAUGAAGGGCCAACACAACCAAGUGAGGAAGUGUCCUUUACAAAGAAUGGCACGUCUUGAAACAUCACCUGGUUUGUCAAAGUUCAGAAGUGGUGAUAUUGUGCACAUGUUUUUGACGUGCAUAACAGUAAUAAUUCAGCCACCCGCUCACGGCAUCUGACCCCUGUUUACAACAGGGAUUCCCGAAAUUGCUCUCCCCGUUUAGCGUUACAUCCAUCACAGGUGUGUAUUAGCCUCGACCAAUCAGGCACCCAUACCGUACAUGUGCCAGUACAAGCUCCUUCAGGGCUGGUGAGCGUGCAGGGGUGCAAAAUAGAAGAGGGGUGUAAUAAUAAACUACACAGAAGAGGGGUGUAAUAAUAAACUACACAGAAGAUAAUAAUAAAUUCCAUACAUAUGUACUAAUGGAAAUGAAUAAGGGUACACUUAGUUUUAGACACUGUAAAAUGAUAUGCUAUGAUGGGUUACCGAUUUUGUCUGCCAAAUACGCGUUGGAAACAAUCGCACAAACACAUCUCAACAUUUGAUUCUGACAUGUGUUGAGUUUGAAUGCACGCUGUUUCAAAUGUACUGACAGUAAAGCUUAUUUUCCUAUAUUUUUCAUUGUUCCCUUAUUUGUUUCCAUCAGUAUAUGUUCAUAGCGCUAGUGUUGGAGAACUUCUCCAGCAUGAAAGUCAGGGAGUCUCAUUGAGAUGAAAUAAAGUCAUGAAAUAUAGUUUUGAUGCGUUAUCAUUCAUCUUGAGUUUAUUGCAGGAAGAAGAUUUUCUUUUUGCCUUCUUUAUUGAUAUAUUUGGACUUUGAUAUCAGUCCUCAAUGUAUGAUCUGUGUAGAGGGGAGAUCAAUAUGAACGAUGUAGUGGGGAGAUCCAUAUGAUCUGUAUACAGUGAGAGAUCCAUAUGAUUUGUGUAGCGGGGAGAUCAAUAUGAACGGUGUAGUGGGGAGAUUUGUGCGCCUUGGAGAUCCAUAUGAUCUGUGUCCUGGGAUGAUCCAUGUGAUCUGUGUAGUGGGGAGAUCCAUAUGAUCUGGGUAGUGGGGAGAUCCAUAUGAUCUGUGUAGUGGGGAGAUUCAUAUGAUCUGUGUAGUGGGGAGAUCCAUAUGAUGUGUGU
Molecule: messenger RNA, 2141 nt
Organism: Haliotis rufescens (red abalone)
Lineage: Eukaryota; Metazoa; Mollusca; Gastropoda; Lepetellida; Haliotidae
Product: cysteine-rich DPF motif domain-containing protein 1-like
Exons: 5
Coding region: 27-377 (116 amino acids)
Source: RefSeq, a predicted model, not a curated record